AUGAUGGUGGACGUUCGCGCAAAAUACGACGGUUAUGUUGUACGCCGCACGCUCGGUUCCCUCGACUGGGAGGGCAAGGCGAUUUCGGGCCUUCCCCCUUACGCGGAACACAUCCUUAUGCUCAAGUUGACCGGCGAAGAGUACAAGAACCUGGACACGAUCGCUAACGAGGCCGCGGAACUCAACCCAGGCGGUUCUAUCGCCUACAACAGCGGAAAAACUGCUGCAAACCGCGCGAUGUGGGCUGAAGACGCCGGCACACCGCGCGUGCGUCUUGGACGCACGCCCGCGUGGGGCCACGCAGGAUGCGGGCUGAAGACGCUGGCACACCACGCGUGCGUCUUGGACGCACGCCCGCGUGGGGCCACGCAGGAUGCGGGCUGA
This is a messenger RNA of Postia placenta MAD-698-R-SB12, 384 nucleotides long. RefSeq lists its product as hypothetical. Lineage: Eukaryota; Fungi; Basidiomycota; Agaricomycetes; Polyporales; Adustoporiaceae. The transcript is spliced from 3 exons. The record is from RefSeq and is a predicted model, not a curated record. The coding region runs from base 1 to 384 and encodes 127 amino acids.